CUUGGAGGCGGGGAAAUUGUUGUUUUAAUCCUCUGGACGACGGCAGGGAAAAAAAAAAACAAAGUGCCGUCCGGUGAUUGGAUAGUGAGCGUCUUCUUACCUGCGUGGGCAUUGGCUGCGGUGCGGAGAUGGACACGCUCGUUUCCCCGCCCUUUCGCCGGAGUGUUCGAGGCGUCGCGUGAGCCGAGAGACGGGCCGCCACCGACCCCGACCCCGCCGCCGCCGCCGCCGCCAUGAAUAUUCGCAAUGCACGGGUUCGAGUCCCGGGGACCGCCGGCGGGAGGACCGGGCUGGUGGGCAGGGAGCCCGAGGACUUGAUGAACAUGCAGCACUGUAAUCUUCUGUGCCUGCCGGAAAACUACCAGAUGAAAUACUACUUCUAUCACGGACUCUCUUGGCCACAGCUCUCCUACAUCGCAGAGGAUGAGAACGGCAAGAUUGUGGGCUAUGUGCUGGCUAAAAUGGAGGAAGACCCCGAUGAUGUGCCCCACGGACAUAUCACAUCCCUGGCGGUCAAACGCUCCCACCGUCGCCUGGGACUGGCUCAGAAGCUGAUGGACCAGGCCUCGCGGGCCAUGAUUGAGAACUUCAAUGCCAAGUACGUCUCCUUGCACGUGCGUAAGAGUAACCGGGCAGCUUUGCACCUUUAUUCCAACACCCUCAAUUUCCAGAUCAGCGAAGUGGAGCCAAAAUACUACGCCGAUGGGGAGGAUGCUUACGCUAUGAAGCGUGACUUGACGCAGAUGGCCGAGGAGGUGAGCGCAGACUCUGUUGAUGCCCCCCGGGAUCAGCACGCAUCUUCUUGGCAGGGGGAGUCAGAAGGCAAAGUAACUGGACACCUGCGAAAGCAAAUGGAGCUGAAGGAGAAGAGCAAACAUUCCAUGCUGGGCUCCAUCGAGAACAAGGGCAGCGACCACAAGAAUCAGCACGCUAGCGAAUGCUGCCGGGACGAGAAAUGCCCGGGCGCUGUGGUGGUGGGCGGGCCCGGGGCGGAGGACAGCGGGGACAGCAAAGACGUCAGUGAAGUCAGCGAGGCCACGGAAAGCACGGACGUCAAGGACAGCUCGGAGGCCUCUGAUUCUGCCUCAUAGCCGGGCAUGCCAGAGGAAGGGUCCCGGGUCCCGGAAAGGGGGGUCAUUUUGUGCAUUUGGCUAGCUGGGUGGCACCCUGACAGAUGGAUGGGAAAUAAAGCUUACAGAACCAGAAA
Sphaerodactylus townsendi is the source of this 1207-nucleotide messenger RNA. RefSeq names its product N-alpha-acetyltransferase 10, NatA catalytic subunit (gene NAA10). Gene Ontology annotation, cellular component: NatA complex. NCBI's taxonomy places the organism in Eukaryota, Metazoa, Chordata, Lepidosauria, Squamata, Sphaerodactylidae. The transcript has 8 exons. Gene Ontology annotation, biological process: N-terminal peptidyl-glutamic acid acetylation. Gene Ontology annotation, molecular function: protein N-terminal-serine acetyltransferase activity; protein-N-terminal-glutamate acetyltransferase activity. The record is from RefSeq and is a predicted model, not a curated record. Bases 234 to 1091 code for a protein of 285 amino acids.